AAACGACAACAAAUAAAAAAAAUAAUAAUGAGUAGUGACGAUUACAUUAGAAGUAGAAUUGAGGGUUACGGCAAAGAAGGCCCAAUUCGCUGCAUAUUCUUUUGCGAAUUUCAUCCUACCGCCGGUCCCAUAAUUUCAUGUCAGGUACCCGAAAAUUUCAUAUCUAAAGAAUUGUUUGAUAGUAUCAGUGUUUAUAUAAUCACUAAAGCUGAAUUGCAAAGGAGUACAAUUACUGUUACAUUAAAAGACUAUAAAAUAUUAGGAUUUCCAGUCCGAAUAGAUGACAAAAAAUAUUCAAGAAAUGCAUUCCAUUUCAACCUUUGUUUUGUCUGUGACAGUGAUGCAAGAACAGUUCACUAUGAGCCUGUUGUUAUGAAACUGUCUGAUUACCUAAUGGCAAUGGAAGUUGAGAGUUCUUUCUUAUCAGAAGGAAAAUCCACGCAUAAGCUGGCACCCAUUUUAAAAGAAGUACUUGAGAAUUUAAAUACAAAAGGAGAAUGUGCUUUGACAGAAGGUCCAACUGCAACCCAUUUGAAGGUGUGUCACAUCAGAAGUGAUCCAUCACCAGUUUCAGAUCAUCAAGUGCCAGUUUUUAUAAAAGAAUUACCACCUCAACAGUGGGACUUAACAACACAGCAAGUCACACCAUAUAUAGACGGUUUUAAUCACGUUGCAAAAAUUGCCGCACUUUCAGACGUCGAGAACAAUCUUGUCAAGGCUUGUGUACAAAAUUUGGUCUAUUACGGCGUUGUAGCACUUGUACCGCUGUUUCAGUAUGGUAACAUUUACUGUACAACGCCGAAAUUAAAAAUGUUGGCACAGGACUCGGAGUUGCAAGCAAGAUGCCUGGAAUACGUGGCCAAAUCGCAGCGACAACCGCCUACUUUACGGGACGUUUUCAGAUUUUAUGCGUCGAUGACGAGAGGAACGACAAUACGAGAUCUGUGCAUCAGAUUUUCGCCUGCCAACUUGCGCAUAAACGAACGCAAACUGGUGCAGUUUGGCGUGCUUGAAGGUUUGAUCAGGAGGGUCCAAAAGUAUCCAGUUUUGUUAUCUACAAAGUCUGAAAAUCAGGAGUUGCAGAAGUCGAUGAAUGGGAGCGCGAGUCUGGAUGAAAUUUGUUGUACGACAGGCGUCAGUUCGCAGCUACUCGAGGAUCAACUUGAAAAGGAUCAUGACGUUGUUUUAUUAUGUAAAUAGAUAAUUAAUUUUUGUAAUAUGUGAUAUAUUUUAAGUAAAAGUUUUUAUUACGUUUAAA
Molecule: messenger RNA, 1258 nt
Organism: Aethina tumida (small hive beetle)
Lineage: Eukaryota; Metazoa; Arthropoda; Insecta; Coleoptera; Nitidulidae
Gene: Nprl2
Product: GATOR complex protein NPRL2
Exons: 5
Coding region: 28-1200 (390 amino acids)
Biological process (GO): negative regulation of TORC1 signaling; cellular response to amino acid starvation; positive regulation of autophagy
Cellular component (GO): vacuolar membrane; GATOR1 complex
Molecular function (GO): GTPase activator activity
Source: RefSeq, a predicted model, not a curated record